Molecule: messenger RNA, 1925 nt
Organism: Hipposideros armiger (great roundleaf bat)
Lineage: Eukaryota; Metazoa; Chordata; Mammalia; Chiroptera; Hipposideridae
Gene: SRP19
Product: signal recognition particle 19
Exons: 5
Coding region: 85-519 (144 amino acids)
Biological process (GO): SRP-dependent cotranslational protein targeting to membrane; SRP-dependent cotranslational protein targeting to membrane, signal sequence recognition
Cellular component (GO): signal recognition particle, endoplasmic reticulum targeting
Molecular function (GO): 7S RNA binding
Source: RefSeq, a predicted model, not a curated record
UAGCUGGGAAAUCUCGACCCCGAGUUCCGGCUGGUGUGUCUCUCGGCUGGUGCGGGUCCCCUGCCCGUGUGGGCACAGGUGGAGAUGGCUUGCGCCGCGGCGCGGUCCCCCGCCGACCAGGACAGGUUUAUUUGUAUAUACCCUGCUUAUUUAAAUAACAAGAAGACCAUCGCGGAGGGCAGGCGAAUCCCCAUAAAUAAGGCUGUUGAAAAUCCUACAGCUACCGAGAUUCAAGAUGUGUGCUCAGCAGUUGGACUUAAUGUAUUUCUUGAGAAAAAUAAAAUGUACUCCAGAGAAUGGAAUCGUGAUGUUCAGUACAGGGGCAGAGUUCGGGUCCAGCUCAAAGAGGAAGAUGGCAGCCUCUGUCUUGUCCAGUUCCCAUCACGUAAGUCGGUGAUGUUGUAUGUGGCAGAAAUGAUCCCUAAGUUAAAAACAAGGACACAAAAAACAGGAGGUGGUGACCAAAGUCUUCAGCAAGGAGAGGGAAGUAAAAAAGGGAAAGGAAAGAAGAAGAAGUGACCUGGUAUGCGAGUCAAGGAUGUGAUACUACUGUAAGAGACAUGAAUGGAGAUUUCUGAUUUGUAUCUGAGAGAAACAGAAGAUUUUUGUUUGUAUCAUUUAACUGAACUGUGAACAUUUGUGCCUCCCAGCUUCAGCAUCAGAGUUGACAGUGACAUUUAUAUCAGAAGUUUGCAUCUAGCAUUUAUGCAGUAUAAAAUAAUUUUUUUUGCCGUUCAGUGCAGUUUUUGUGGAAGAAAAGCAUAUUUUUAAAUGAACAACUACCAUACUUGAAAUCUUAUAUCUGUCCUCUUUGUAAACAUGUUUUCAGAUAAAUGAGUUUAAUAAGAUGUGAAACACAUUUUAUUCAUAUUUUAAGUUAAUGAGAUAAAAUUCAAAACUGACUUUUGUAGCUUUUGCUUGUGAACUGAUCAGUGUGAGUAGAGGAAAUAAAGAGAAUAAAAUGGGUAGUGGAAGUUUAGUGUGAGCCUAAAACUGUAAAAAGUGGUUCAGUCCUCUUGGAGGUCUAUGAACAGCUCAUCUGUAGAGCAUAUUCUUUUAAUCAGUUACUGUUAUUAAAUUGUUCAAUUACUAGUUUAUUGACAUAUGAAAAGUCCUGGAGUUUAGUUUUAAAUUUGCUUAUUUUGUGUAGGCUUAAGAACAUUAUUUUAACUGGAGUUCUAAAAUUACCUAUGCUUUAGCACCUUGAGAUGCAAUUUUUUUCAAGAAACUAAAUUGAGUUGGUGAUCCUGACUUUAUUCCAAAGCACUGUUUCUGAAGGUGGUGGUUCUUGAAAAAUGUAAGCGAAUCCCUAUCCAGCCGCGUGUUUUUGUCUACUGCGUACCUCCUAGGGAACUGCCUUCUCUGACUCCAUAUGCUUCUGGAAGGGCUAUUACUGCGCCCCAAUGUUGAGGUCAGUGAUGGGCCACAUACACAACGGUGGUCCCAUAAGACUAUAAUGGAGCUAAAACAUUCCUGUCGCCUACUGACGGCUUAGCUGUUGAAAAUUUGGAGUACAAUAGUGCAUUACUCGUGUGGGGUGAUGCUGGUGUAACAAACGUGCGCUGCCAGUUGUGUACAAGUACAGCACAUGCAAUUAUGUACCAUGUACAGUUCUUGAUAGUGACAAUAAAUGACUGUUACUGGUUUAUGUAUUUACUAUGCUUUUGUAAUUCGUUCAGAGUGUAUUUCUACUUAUAAAAAAAAGUUUGCCGUUAAACAGUAUGCCUUGUUACACCAGCAACAGCUUCAUACAUCUUGUGUUUACUGCAUCUCUUCAUUACAUCAUCUUCUCUUGUACUUGAUUUAUUCUUGUGUUUUAAAAUUUCAGUGUAAUGUGGGGCUUGAGGGGAGGGCAGAAGCCUAUGUGCUUUGAUUUUGCGUCUUAAAAAAAAGAUACAAGAAAAUAAAAAUUUAGUAUAGUCUAA